AUGCGGCCGCGGCGGCCCCUGCUCCCGGCGCCCGGCGGGGCUUACAUGGCGCUGGAGGACCUGCUGCUUUGUCUCUGCUUCUCCGCCCUAGCCGUCCUGGCCGUGCAAGGGAGGCUGUCAGAAGGGGACUCUCUGGAGCUGAGCUGUAGUGCUGGUCCUGCAAAGGUGAUACUGGAGCCAAACCAAGUGGUGAUUUUGGACUGUAACCUGACCCCUGUUGAGCAAGUGAUCAAUAUCACAUGGAAGAAGAAUGGGUUUCCAUUAGUGGAGCAAGAACAUCUCCAUGUGCUUCCAAAUGGAUCGCUCUUCAUCUCAUCCCAGGCUGUGGCAAAGGACAGUAAAUAUCCUGAGAGGGAUGGUGCUGAGGGCAAUUACUCCUGCGUGUCUCACACCUCCCUAGGGACUGUCACCAGUCAAACAGCUGCAGUCAGAUUUUCAACAUUAUCACGCUUUUUCCAGCAGCCGGAGUCGCAGACCGUGGAAGAAAAUGGCAUGGCCCGGUUUGAGUGCCGGAUCGAGGGGCUGCCCUCCCCUGUCAUCACCUGGGAGAAGGACCAUGAAGCUGUUCCAGCAGAGCCCAGGUUUAUAACUCUUCCCAAUGGUGUCCUCCAAAUUGUGGAUGUGCAGGAGAGCGAUGCUGGGAUUUACCACUGCGUGGCAACCAACGCCGCCCGAAAGCGCUACAGCAACGAUGCCACCCUCAGCGUGGUGAAAGGUUCCCAGCCAGCAGGAGGAGAUGUCACCAUCGUCGCUGCUCCGGAGAACACCACGGUGGUGGCCGGGGAGAGCGUGGUGAUGGAGUGUAUGGCAGCUGCUGAUCCCACCCCCUUUGUCUCCUGGAUACGACAAGAUGGAAAGUCCAUUUCCACAGAUGUGAUUGUGCUGGGCCGGACAAAUCUCCUCAUUCCUUCCAGCCAGCCCCAUCACUCUGGGGUGUACGUCUGCCGAGCCAACAAACCCCAAACCCGGCAGUUCGUUACUGCUGCAGCUGAGCUCCGCAUCCUCGCUACUCCCAGCAUCUCCCAGGCUCCUGAAACCAUCUCCCGCACCCGAGCCAGCACAGCCAGGUUUGUGUGCAAGGCAGAGGGAGAGCCAGCCCCCACCAUCCACUGGCUGAAGAACGGGGAGCCCAUCCUCUCCAACGGGCGCGUGAAGGUGCAGAGCAGCGGCAGCCUCGUCAUCAACCAGAUCGGCCUGGAGGAUGCUGGCUACUACCAGUGUGUGGCUGAGAACAGCCUGGGCAUGGCCUGUGCCACGGCCAAGCUCUCGGUGAUCGUGCGGGAGGGUUUGCCCAGCGCUCCCAAGAAGGUCUCGGCCGUGUCCCUCUCCAGCAGCACCGUCCUCGUGUCCUGGGAGCGGCCGGAGCACAACAGCGAGCAGAUCAUCGGCUUCUCCUUGCACUACCAGCGGGCUGUGGGAACAGAUAAUGUGGAAUACCAGUUUGCUGUCAAUAACGACACAACUGAGCUGCAAGUCAAGGAUCUGGAGCCAAACACCAACUAUGUCUUCUAUGUGGUUGCAUAUUCCCAGCUCGGAGCUAGCCGGACGUCCUCUUCCAUCGUUGUCCAGACCCUGGAGGAUGUUCCCAGUGCAGCCCCUCAGCUGUCCCUGUCGAGCAUGACUCCUGGUGACAUCCGUGUGACGUGGCUGCCCCCUCCUCCUGAGCUGAGUAACGGCAAGAUAACCAAGUACAAGAUCGACUACUGCACCCUCAAGGAAGCAGAUCAGGUCACCUCCAUUGAAGUGGGUGGAAAUGAGACCCAGAUCACCCUGUACUCACUCCAUCCCAACAAAGUGUACAAAGUUCGGAUCGCAGCCAGCACCAGUGUGGGAUAUGGGGCCCCUUCCGAGUGGACCCAGCAUCGGACUCCUGACAGAGACAACCAGACACAUGUUCCGUUUGCCCCGACAGAAUUAAAAGUCCGAGCGAAGAUGGAGUCUCUCCUAAUAACAUGGCAGCCCCCAGCAAACCAUGCCCAGAUAUCUGGCUACAAGCUCUACUACAGAGAGGUGGGCCCAGAGGAGUCCAGUGAUGAGAGCCCUUUGGAUGGUGCUGAAGAUGAGAGCUGGGACGUAGGACCCAUAAAACUAAAGAAGAAAGUGAAGCAGUACGAGCUGACUCGACUAGCUCCUGGGAAACUGUACGAGGUGAAGCUGGUGGCAUUCAAUAAACAUGAAGAUGGGUACGCAGCAGUCUGGAAGGGCAAAACAGAAAAGGCACCUGCGACAGCAGUAGAUCCCCCUGUGCAGAAGGGGCCUCCACUGCCUCCAGUCCAAGUCUAUGCAGAGUCCAACAGCUCAACUUCCAUCUGGCUCCGCUGGAAGAAACCUGACUUCACAACCGUCAAAAUUGUCAACUACACCGUGCGCUUCAGCCCCUGGGGCCUGAAAAACGCCUCUCUUGUGACAUACUACACCAGCUCGGAUGAAGACAUCCUCAUUAGUGGGCUGAAGCCCUACACCAGGUAUGAGUUUGCUGUGCAGUCCAACGGCGUUGGCAUCGAUGGGCCCUUCGGCAGCGUGGUGGAGCGCUUCACCCUGCCCGACCGGCCCUCCACUCCUCCGUCUGACCUGCGGCUGCACCCUCUCAACCCCUACGCUGUCCAGGUGCACUGGUGCCCACCUGUGGAGCCCAAUGGCAUCAUUGUGGAGUAUCUCAUCCUGUACAAUGCCAACAACACACAGCCAGAUGACAUGUGGACCUUGCUGACACGAGAAGGAAACAUCUUCAGCACUGAAGUGCAUGGCCUGGAAAGUGAUACCAGAUACUUCUUCAAGAUGGGAGCAAAGACAGUGGUGGGAUCCGGUCCCUAUUCCAACGUUAAGGAUGUGCACACCCUCCGGGAGAAGCUGUCUGAUGUCCUGGAUAUCCACUCUGUGACAGGGAUCAUCGUGGGGGUGUGCCUGGGGCUGCUCUGCAUUCUCUUCUGCAUGUGUGCCAGCUUCCGCAACAGCAAGCACAGGGAGGCCCUGCCAGGCCUGGAUUCCCAGGCUGCUGGCAACCACACGUACUACCACCGGAGCAGGCAAGGGUUGGCCUCUCCCAGUGCCACCCUGGACUCACAUGAGCUUGAGUCCCUCAUGUCCCCGCUCCCAGAGGAUGCACCUGUGCCCCUGGGGGACAUCACUGAGCUGGCAGAAGUGCACAGCCUCAUCCACACCAGCCUUCCUGAGGACAUUUUCCACGGGAAGAGGAAGUCUUCAUGGAAUAAAUCAACCAACCAGGCCUGGACAAACAGCAUCACCAGAUAUGGGGACACCAUCACCAAAGAGCCUCUCUCUGCUGUCAAUGGGUCACUGAAGCUCCCCUCCAGUGCGGGGCAGAAGCUUCUCUUACAAGCCCUGGUUUAUGAUGCUGUGAUGAAUGAAGCAAAGAAAAGCCACCUGCCAGCCAGCCUCCACCAAGUAGAAGCAGAGGUCAUCGUCCAUUCUGAUUUUUCAGCCUCUGACAGAGAGUACAACUCCCAGCUGCACACCCUGGAGAGUGAAGAGACAGAGGACCAGGAGCCAGAAGAGCUCCCCUCAGCAGAGCUGGCUCUUCCCAGUUCCCAGCAGGACACUGGCCAAGUGUUGGUGGACUGCAUGGACAAUUUGGAGGCUCAGGCCCAGGCUGAGUUGCUUUGUACUGACACAAAGACUGACAAACCUGAGGCUGUUUGCAUCCAUGGGCUCACCAAUGGCUUCCACAGGCAUGGAGAAAGUCUGGAUUCGGAGGAGAGUGGAGAUUCAGACUCCACCCAGGAGGGCAGGGGUGAUGUGCAGCCAGUCAAGUGCCAGUUGCUUUCCCCGGCACCUGAGGAGGCCCUGCUCUGUAGUAACUCUGGUUUAACCAGUCCAUCCUCAGCAUCUGAGAACAUGGCACAUGUCCACAAUCACAAAGAAUGA
Pyrgilauda ruficollis (rufous-necked snowfinch) is the source of this 3885-nucleotide messenger RNA. It is a transcript of the gene IGDCC4, whose product is annotated as immunoglobulin superfamily DCC subclass member 4. Bases 1 to 3885 code for a protein of 1294 amino acids. Gene Ontology annotation, cellular component: plasma membrane; axon. Gene Ontology annotation, biological process: axon guidance; cell-cell adhesion. The transcript has 20 exons. NCBI's taxonomy places the organism in Eukaryota, Metazoa, Chordata, Aves, Passeriformes, Passeridae. Gene Ontology annotation, molecular function: protein binding. The record is from RefSeq and is a predicted model, not a curated record.